This is a messenger RNA of Thrips palmi, 3388 nucleotides long. RefSeq lists its product as uncharacterized. The transcript is spliced from 6 exons. The record is from RefSeq and is a predicted model, not a curated record. Lineage: Eukaryota; Metazoa; Arthropoda; Insecta; Thysanoptera; Thripidae. The coding region runs from base 52 to 2949 and encodes 965 amino acids.
GCUCCACAACGCGGACGCCGGCCCGGUGCACGCAGUGCACGCAGUGACGCCAUGAAGGGCAGCGUCGCGGUGCGACACCUGGGCCAAGGCGGCCUCCAAGGCCUCGGCCACCACCACCACGACAGCCACCACCACUUCCCGGCCACCCCGAUGGCCGUGGACAGCCUGCACCACCACCACGCCAACAACCACAACAGCCACCAGCACAUGGCGCGCGUCAAGGCGGGCGUCGCGGCCAGGACGUCGUCGUCCUCGUUCGCGUCCUCGUCGUCGUCGGGCGGCGCUGCUGCGGACACGCGCCACACGGCGUCGUCGACGACCUCGUCCUCCGGCGGCGGCACCAGGCAGACGUCGUCAGAGCGGCUCGCGACGCCCGCCGUGUCCGAGAGGCUGACGCCGCGCCGCUUCCUGGACAAGUACUCCCUGCCCAGGGUGGUCCGCGUGGUGGCGGACGGCGGGCGCGCCAAGCAGCCCAUGAGCGGGCCGCUGGCGCAGCCCCUGCUGCUGUACAGGCACUACACCAGCUGCAAGGUGCUGGCGCGCAGCCUGCGCCGCCCGGGGGACAAGGCGGCCAACAAGGCGGCCAAGCACUCGCGGGACGACAAGCACGCCCAGCACGAGCCCAGCACGGGCCCGCCGCUCGUCAUCCCGGACUCCUACCAGGGUUGGUUUUCGCUCGUCCGCGAGCGAAGUCUUCAAACCCGAGCCAAGUUGUACUCGUCCAUCCAACAGCUGGUGAACGCGCGCGUCGCCGUGUUCCUGAGCAAGGGCUCGCUCACCGGCUUCAAGCUGGCCCAUGCGCCGUCACCUGGCGUCGACGGCGACAUGGCGGGCCUGGGGCUGUCCGGCAGGCGUCUGCAGUACGCCCGCAGCACCGUCCGCGGCGGCCAGGUGCUCAGGCUGCUGGCCGUCUUCGAGGACAACGAGAGCGGCAACGCGUCGGCGCGCUCCCGACGGGGCCCGGGUGGCUCCGGCGGCCUGGGGCUCGGGGGCCUCGGCGUGCUCGGUCCGCGAGGGGCCGGCUCGGGGUCCGGGCUGGGCUCCGGGCUGGGCUCCGGGCUGGGCAGGGCACUGCCGGCACCCCUCGGCAGGAUGGGCAGCGCGCCCACGCAGUACGCGCAGUGCCUCACCGCCAGGAACGAGUCCGUGUUCGUGCCCGUCUCCGCCACGGGGUCGUUCUACGCCGUGGCCACGGAGGACUCCGCGGAGAGGGACGCUGACGGUGACGUGGACGACGACCUGUCCCGGGUGUACCAGUUACCACAACUGCUGCGGCUCACGGCCGAGCCCCUCCCCGUCAAGGUGCAGCUCGUGUGCGGCCCCAUCCAGAGCCCGCUGCCGACCGGAUUCACAGGGCUGCUGCUGUUGGAGGACUUGCAGCAGGAGGACGUGAUCCUGGCCUGCACGAUACCGCGGUCCUGGGCACUGCCGUGCGCCGCCCCCACCACCCCCACCCCCUCGACACCCACCCCAGGCAGCGAUACCCCCGCAGCCAGCCCCCCGCCCCCGGCCACCGCCACCAACACCACCUCCACCACCACCUCCUCGUCGUCGUCGGCAUCCUCGACGACCCCCGAGGAGGGCGACAGCAGCAGCAAGCCCGUCUUCCUGGAGAUGGACGCCGACUCCAAGUUCCUGCUGACGCGUCCGCUGGCGAGCCGCGAGGCGGAGGCGCGGUUCUUCAAGACGCCGCUGCUGCGAAGAGUGCUGUCGCACUGCCGGGAGCGCGCCGAUCUGUGGUCCAGCCAGAUCAAGGUGACGCACCACGUGUUCCCCUUCCCCGACGUGCCCAGCAGCAGCCCCGCGCCGCCCGCCCCCGCCACCCCCAGGGCGCCACCAGCCCCCGCUUCGAGCGCCCCCGGUGGAAGCACCAGGUCGCCAUCGGAGCAAGGGUCGUCCGGGCGCGCCAUCCAGGGCCUGUUCCGCGUGGGCGGCGCGGCGAAAGACCGCGAUUCGUCCGCACUGGGUGGCAGGGCGUCGUCGCUGUCCUCGGGCGGCACCAAAAAGUCGCAGUCGUUCAGGUACGCCUCGCCCUCGCAGGCUGCUCUGGGUGCGGCUGGAAGCAAGCCUCCCUCAGGCACCACCCCGACCGCCGCGACGCCGUCCACGCCAACGACACCGUCGACUCGGGGCACGCACCGCGGCACGCACCAACUCCUGCAGCAACUGCAGAGCCUGCCGGGCCUCAAGAACCUCCUCCGCCGCACCAGCAGCGUGUCGCCGUCGGCGUCCUCGCAGCCGCCAGACGUGCCGCUGUCCGUCGUCUUCCCGGAGCUGUUCGGCUUGCCGGCACCCGCGGCCGCUGCGGAGGACGCCGCGGUCGGUGGUGGGCCCAGUGGGCAGGACUGCGGAGCCGCCAAGCACGGCAGCAGCCACGGUAGUAGCCACGGCAGCAGCAUGGGGGGCGCGAGGGUGAGCGCGCAGACGGCACCCCAGCAGCAGCUGUGCUUCUACGCCGACGAGCUGCCGUACGGACGCGUGGCCGACGCGCUGCCCGUCCCCGCCAACCAGCCCGCCGCCAAGCUGCCCCCGCGGCCUCGCGUGGGGAGGACUGUCGCAGUGCGCGGCCACAACCCACGGAGCCGCGCUUUGUACGACGAGGCCGAGGAGGGCGACGAGGAGGACGAGGACGAGGAUGACGCGGAGGAGGAGGACCACCGGAACCGCCACCAGCGGCACAGCCACGACGACGACGAAGAGAACAUAUAUGCCGAGAUAUGCGAGUGUCCGCGUCGGGGCCGCGGUCGCGCGCAGGGUGUCGUGGUGUCCGGUGCCAGGGUCAUCCUGACGACGGCCUGCUCGGAGGAGCGGCGCGGCUACUACACGUUCGCGUCGGCCACCAGUAAGGACCAGUACUACACGGGUGGCAGUGACGGCACCUUCUCGGGGACCAUGUCCUCGUCAAACCCUUCGAACCCGGAAGAGGACCUGUACGACAACGUGUGCUGACCAAAGGCCUAGUUGUGGAAGCCGAAGCUGAGCGACGGGAGUCAAGGCACACUUCUUUGGGGUCAGCGACUGAUUAGUACCCUCUAGGCACGGUAAAAUUUAUGCUGUUGUUUUUCUUCACACUAGUUCUAAAAAUUUCUUGUUCAGCAGCCACUUUAGAACAUGUGACAAAAAAAUAAGCCUUUUAAGUGUGUUCUUCAUGUUGCCCUGGAUGGAUGGAAAUGCCAUCAACGUUGCUUGAAAUUGAAGACCUUUUGAGCAUUCUUUUCGUAUGGUUCUAAUUUUCCAAUAUGUGAUUGAUUUCUCAAGAAAUCCUGUGAAUAUGUUUGUGAAAGCAUUUAAUGUUGUACUACGGUUGUUCACUAAAUGAAACCAAGUUUUUUUUACCAUAUUUGUAAAUAGGUAUUACUGUAUAAAUAAAAACAAAAACAAUCUUGUA